AUGCAGAUCAAAGUAGCUCUACCCAGCGACGCCGUCAACAGACACACUAUCGAUGAUGAGGUUUCUUACCAUAGUGUCCUUGCCGGCGUCCUAAUUCCCGGCCGUGUUGAACCUCUGAAGGGGGCACAGGUAGUCAAAGGCUCGAUUAUCGAACGGGUAGGACCAAAGGACGAGAUACCCUCGAAAUACUCAUCGAUCCGCAUGUGGGAUGCUCACGUCCACUUCGAAGGUGCUCAUGUCGCAGUAGGCAUCUACGAUAGCUUGAAGUACUUCAUGCCUGGGACAAGCACGCUCAUCGGAGCCGUGAUUGUCGACAACUUGCGCCAAACGCUCAUGGCAGGGUUCACCUCGGUCCGCGAGCUCUGCGGCUAUGCGGGGGACAUUGCACCCGCUAUCGACUCGGUGAAGAGCAUCGAACAUGGCGUGUACCUGGACGAGGAGGUUGCUGCCAAGAUGAAGGAGAAGGAUGCCAUUCUCGUCCCUACGCGCCACAUCGUCGAGGCCAUGUAUGCUGGUGAUGACGACCUCGAUCCCCGUCAGAGAGUUAAGCCGGAGCGGACCAUUCAGCUGUCGAUAGACAGCAUCAAGCUGGCUGUCAAGAUGGGGGUCAAGGUCGCCCUGGGAACGGAUAGUUUUAGCGGCGACAGGUACCAUGCGGUAUCUCAUGAGGAUAACGCCAUGGAACUUCGCUACGCCGUCGAAACUGGAAUGACUCCCCUGCAGGCCAUAGAGAUGUCAACUGUCACUCCUCCUGAGACCUUGGGUCCUCAGGCUCGAAAGUCGGGCCAGCUCAAGGUUGGUUAUGACGCCGAUUUGAUCGCCAUCUGCUCCAACCCGUUCGAGGACAUUGAAGUUUUGAUAGAUACGGAUAACAUCACCCGCGUGUGA
This is a messenger RNA of Sordaria macrospora k-hell, 888 nucleotides long. RefSeq lists its product as uncharacterized. Gene Ontology annotation, molecular function: hydrolase activity, acting on carbon-nitrogen (but not peptide) bonds. Lineage: Eukaryota; Fungi; Ascomycota; Sordariomycetes; Sordariales; Sordariaceae. The record is from RefSeq and is a predicted model, not a curated record.